UAAAGACUAGGCUGUAUGGGCAUUGUUCCCUUUGCCUUCCCUAAAACGGGAGAACUUCAACAAAAAACAAACAACAACCGAAAACACACACAAGAAAUCUAAACAAACUAUGUCGAUUCUAAUAAAAGAAAAAGAUGAUUAUUUCUAAAACUAAGACAAUGUUUGCUUUAUAAUUUUACUACACUUAUAAUAUUUAUACUAAUUUAAUAAAAGUAAGUCAGUGCCUACUAAUCAGCUAUUAAAUUUGCUUGGAAUCAUGAACUCUGAACCGGGUGUGAUUAAAAAAUUAAGUGAAGAUGUGGUCAACCGCAUUGCAGCUGGUGAAAUUGUGCAGAGGCCGGCUAAUGCCUUAAAAGAAUUAAUAGAAAACAGUUUGGAUGCAAAAUCAACAAAUAUAAUCAUAACAGUAAAAGCUGGUGGUUUGAAAUACUUACAGAUUCAAGAUAACGGUACAGGCAUUCGACAUGAAGAUUUAGAGAUUGUUUGUGAACGGUUCACUACUUCCAAACUGCAACAGUAUGAAGACCUUAGAGAGAUCUGCACAUAUGGAUUUAGGGGCGAAGCUCUAGCAAGUAUAAGUCAUAUAGCACAUCUUACAAUACUUACAAAGACAGCAAGUGGGAAUUGUGCUUACAAGGGAUCAUAUGAGAGUGGUAAAUUAAAAGGUCAAAUAAAAGCAUGCGCUGGCAACAAUGGCACACAGAUAACUGUUGAAGACUUAUUCUACAAUGUGUUAGCUCGAAAGAAGGCUCUGAGGAGUCCCACUGAGGAAUAUGCCCACAUUAUGGAUGUAGUGAGUGGGUAUGCCAUACACAACAGCCAUGUUGGAUUCACAUUGAAGAAGUUUGGAGAGAACACUGAUCUGAAGACUCCUAUCAAGUCUUCCGUAGUUGACAAUGUUCGAAUAAUACAUGGAAAUACGAUAGCUCGUGAACUAAUGGAGAUAAAGCUUACAGAUCCAGUGUUAAAGUUGACACUUAAUGGCUAUAUUACUAAUGUGAACUACUCUAAUAAGAAAGGAACAAUUCUUUUGUUUAUCAAUCAUAGAUUAGUGGAUUCACAAGCUAUAAAGAAAGCAGUGGAGUCUGUGUAUUCUACAUAUCUGCCCAAGAACGCACAUUCUUUUGUUUAUCUUAGCUUGGAGUUAGAUCCUAGGAAUGUUGAUGUCAAUGUUCAUCCCACAAAACACGAGGUACAGUUUUUGUACGAAGAACAGAUUAUUGAGAAAAUCAAAUCAUGCAUCGAAAGUAAACUGCUAAGUUGCAAUUCCACAAGAGUCAUGUACACUCAGGCUCGUUUACCAGGCGCUACAGCAGUCGAAGAAAAUGUAAAGAAAACAACAGAAGGCGCCAAAGUUUAUGCCAAUAAUAUGGUCCGUGUGAACGCAGAUGUCCAAAAGAUUGAUAAGUUUUUCCCCACAGCCUCAAAAGUUGUCGAAUCUAAACAAAAUGAUGCAACGGAUAAAGAUAUAUUUGAGAAUUCGUUUGAAGACCAACCUGUUGAUAAUUAUAACAAAGAAGAUCGAGAAGCUUUAGGAGACAAAGAGAGUAAUGAUCAGAAAAAGAUAGUACCUGAUAUUGUUUUAGAGGAAAAAGAAAACGAGUUAUUGGAUAGUUCAAUAGCAAAUGAACCUAGUGAACAAGAAAACAAAAAACCUGUUAGAUGGAAAGCGAGAACGGCUGCUGAUCAAGCCAACGCAACUUAUAUAGACCCAAAAGAAUCGUUCAAAACCAGAACAUUCAAGUAUGAGCGAAUAGAAACCAAACUGACCAGUGUGAAACAGCUACGGUUGGACGUAGAAAACAAUUGCAAUAAGAAUCUUCGCGAGAUUCUGGCGAAUCUUAUAUUUAUAGCUUGCAUAGAUGUCCAUAAAUCUUUGAUACAACACUCGACGUUUCUAUAUUUAUGUGAUACGACAAAGUUACAGUACGUGCAUUUUUUUAAAUAUUUUAUGACUACAUUGUCGUUUAAAAACGUGCUGGAAUAUUCUAACGAUGUUAUUUCAUUUACAGAGAGGAAUUAUUUUAUGAAACAAUGCUGUAUGAUUUUCAAAAUUUUGGCUUAAUAAAACUAUCGAAUCCUUUACCUCUAGAAGAACUGCUUGUUUUAGGACUAAGUACACAGGAAGAGCAGUGGAAUUCACAAUUAGGUGACAUGAGACAAUUAGCAAGUCAGAUGACCGAGUUAUUACUAAGCAAAAAGGAUAUGCUCUUAGAAUAUUUUUCCUUAGAAAUUAACAAAAAUGGCGAGUUAUUAGCGCUGCCUCUAUUGUUAGAUAAUCACACUCCGUUCAUGGGAGCUUUGCCCACCUAUCUAGUUCGCUUAGUCACCGAAGUGAAUUGGGACUCGGAAAAGGAAUGUUUCGAUACAUUUUCCCGACAAACCGCUAUAUUUUACGCACAACCCAACCCUGAUGAAGCGGUGGAGGCGCAAAAGUCGGAAUUUUGGCGACAGGAGCAUGUGAUCUUCCCGGCGAUCCGAAGAAACUUUCUACCUCCAAAAGGUUUUAUCGAUAACGGUGCCAUUUUACAGAUAGCCAGCCUCAAUGAUUUGUACAAAGUGUUCGAACGCUGUUAGAAGUUAUUGUUACAAAAUAAAUGUUGUUAAAACUUAACCGAUUGAUAUACAGUUGCGAUCUUGCGAUAGGGAUCUUUAUGAAUGCGAGCGAUAGUUCAGGGGGGGGGGGGGGCACUGCGUAAAUGACACACAAAAUAUA
Messenger RNA from Chilo suppressalis (striped riceborer), 2716 nucleotides. Lineage: Eukaryota; Metazoa; Arthropoda; Insecta; Lepidoptera; Crambidae. The record is from the annotation of a GenBank genome assembly.